Molecule: messenger RNA, 883 nt
Organism: Oncorhynchus mykiss (rainbow trout)
Lineage: Eukaryota; Metazoa; Chordata; Actinopteri; Salmoniformes; Salmonidae
Source: RefSeq, a predicted model, not a curated record
AAACAGUGUUCAAACAGACCGAUUGGUGUUGAGCUACUGCUACUGAGGCCUCUACCCUGUCUCUCUUCCUCCAGGCCAUUGGUCAGGUCUCGGGAAGCCAUGGCUCGCCUUCCCAACCUGUUCAGCAAGAGUAGCACCCAGCUGGGGGAGCAGAGCUGCACAGGCGGGGGCGAAGACAACACCAAGCUCCUCGGGUUGCCUAAUAUUGGCAACACCUGCUUCAUGAACUCUGCUCUGCAGUGCCUGCUGGGGCUGCCAGCAUUUUGCAGAGACAUCCUGAGACAGCAGAAUAUCUGGAGUUCCUCCCCCUCCUCUAAACUGCUAUGCUGCUUUGCCGAGUUACAUCAGGCCAGGCUUUCUGGAGGCACUGUUAAUGCUAAGAACAAGGAAAAUAAGAAAAUCCUUCAAACAGUCAAGCGCUGUCUUUCCGUUGUCAAUGAGGACUAUGAGGACGACAAUGAACAGGUAAGAUAUUAUUUGCUAAAAGACUCACUUAACAAUAAACCUGGGACACGUGACAGUGUUUUUCCUCAGCUCUGUUUCAGUUGUAGUUGUUGAUGUAUUUUCUGCUUCUUUCCCAUUCUUCUCUUAGGAUGCCCAUGAAUGUGUGUUGCUCCUCCUCUUUCAGCUGAAGGAGGAGGGUAUGGCAUUAAAGGGCUCACCAGAGCCAUACACCUGCCCCGUGAAGCAGUUAGAAUUCAAGCUGAAGACUUCCCGUACCUGCACCAGGUAACAGCUGUCAUUUGUAUACGGUGUACCUUGAUGUCAUCAUCACAUUUGUGAGGAGGUUUAAUGUCAGCAUAAUAUGCAGGAUACAGAGGUAAAGCAUUAAGAUAGUGUGUAGAGGAUCAAAAGGUUUGUGUUGGAUAGCUGAUGCAUUUCU